Molecule: messenger RNA, 1047 nt
Organism: Ixodes scapularis (black-legged tick)
Lineage: Eukaryota; Metazoa; Arthropoda; Arachnida; Ixodida; Ixodidae
Product: retinol dehydrogenase 14
Exons: 7
Coding region: 1-1047 (348 amino acids)
Source: RefSeq, a predicted model, not a curated record
AUGAAUCGUCGCCACCACUCCCCCGUAUCUGCUGUGCAGAAACUCCUGCAGCCCUUGACCUCCUUCCAGCACUCGGUUUUAUUGGCGACCGCGGGCACCCUGUGCGCCCUGCUGGUGAUGAAGAUCGCCCAGAGGCUGAACGGAGCGACGAGGCAUGGCACGGCUCAAAACCAAGACGAAACCAUGCGGGGAAAGACUGUGAUCGUGACCGGAGCCAAUGCUGGCAUCGGCUUCGCGACGGCCAUGGAACUUGCCGCCAAGGGCGCUCGGGUCAUCCUGGCUUGCCGCUCUCCCUGCCGGGGCCAGGGAGCCGCGAAGGCCAUCCGGGAGCUCACGGGCAACAAGGAGGUCAUCUGCAAGACUGUGGACAUGGGUUGCAUGCACUCCGUGAAGGCCUUUGCCACGGAGAUCCUCUCGACGGAGCCGCGCCUCGACGUGCUCAUCAACAACGCUGCUGUUACUGGUCCCAACGACCGAAGGCUGACGGAAGAAAACCUCGAAGUCACUUUCGCCACAAACUACAUGGGACCAUUUUUACUCACUAAUCUACUGUCGGACUUGCUGCAGCUCAGCGCCCCAAGUCGAGUCGUGAACGUGACGUCAUCAAUGUACACCAUGGGCAAGAUCACUCUCAAUGACCUCAACUCGGCCAAUGGCUAUCCGGGAGCCGAAGCGACUUACUCCAAGAGCAAGCUUGCGCUUAAUCUAUUCACCGUGGAACUCGCCAGGAGGCUCAAAGGCAGCGGGGUGACUUGCAAUGCUCUCCAUCCGGGAGUCGUGGCGACCCAGUUCAACCGGAAGGAGCACGACUUACGGCACUUCCUGUGGAAUGUCUUUCUUCAAGCGUUUGGAAAGAGCCCACGCGACGGUGCUCGGACAUCGCUCCAGCUCGCCACGGCUGCUCAACUGGAAGACGUGACGGGAAAGUAUUUCGUGUCGAACGGCGAAGCACCCUGGUCUUCGACGGUCCUCGACGAGGACCUCGCAGGGUCCUUAUGGAAGAAAAGUGAAGACAUCGUGCACAAUGUUUUGGGCACGCCAAUGUAG